Messenger RNA from Lotus japonicus, 1896 nucleotides. RefSeq names its product trans-cinnamate 4-monooxygenase. The transcript has 3 exons. Bases 31 to 1668 code for a protein of 545 amino acids. Gene Ontology annotation, biological process: lignin metabolic process. Gene Ontology annotation, molecular function: heme binding; trans-cinnamate 4-monooxygenase activity; iron ion binding. Lineage: Eukaryota; Viridiplantae; Streptophyta; Magnoliopsida; Fabales; Fabaceae. The record is from RefSeq and is a predicted model, not a curated record.
CACAAAGCAAGCCACAAGCUCCACCUACCCAUGCCACCAAAAACCUCUAUAAAAACUUCACAACCCACCCAAUCACUUCCAAGACAAAAAAUCACCAUUUCACCAACCAACUUCCCUAAAAUUCACCACCACCACAACCACUACCUCACAAUGGAUCUCCUCCUCAUGGAGAAGACCCUCCUAGGUCUCUUCAUCGCCGCUGUCGUCGCCAUCGCCGUCUCAAAACUCCGCGGCAAGCGUUUCAAGCUCCCUCCUGGCCCCACCGCCGUCCCCAUCUUCGGCAACUGGCUCCAAGUCGGCGAUGACCUCAACCACCGCAACCUCACCGACAUGGCAAAACGCUUCGGCGACAUCUUCCUCCUCCGCAUGGGGCAGCGCAACCUCGUCGUUGUCUCAUCCCCUGAACUCGCCAAGGAAGUCCUCCACACACAGGGUGUCGAAUUCGGGUCCAGAACGCGUAACGUCGUCUUCGACAUCUUCACCGGAAAAGGACAAGACAUGGUGUUCACCGUCUACGGCGAGCACUGGCGGAAGAUGCGGCGGAUCAUGACGGUGCCGUUCUUCACAAACAAAGUCGUCCAGCAAUACCGGUCAGGCUGGGAGGCAGAGGCGGCGAGCGUGGUCGAGGAUGUUAAACGCAGCCCAGAAGCCGCCACCGGAGGGAUUGUUCUCCGGCGCCGGCUGCAACUCAUGAUGUACAACAACAUGUACAGGAUCAUGUUUGAUCGGAGAUUCGAAAGCGAAGAGGAUCCUCUGUUUCAGAAGCUGAAAGCGCUUAACGGAGAAAGAAGCAGAUUGGCACAGAGCUUUGAGUACAACUAUGGUGAUUUCAUUCCAAUUUUGAGACCCUUUUUGAAUGGUUACUUGAAGGUUUGUAAGGAGGUGAAGGAUCGAAGGUUGCAGCUUUUCAAAGACUAUUUCGUUGAUGAGAGGAAGAAGCUUGGAAGCACCAAGAUUAGCAGCAACCAAGGACUUAGCUGCGCAAUUGAUCACAUUUUGGAUGCACAAAACAAGGGUGAGAUCAACGAAGACAAUGUUCUUUACAUUGUUGAGAACAUCAAUGUUGCUGCAAUUGAAACAACUCUAUGGUCAAUUGAGUGGGGAAUUGCUGAGCUUGUGAACCACCCAGAAAUCCAGCAGAAGGUGAGAGAUGAGAUUGAGAAAGUUCUUGGACCAGGGCACCAAGUGACUGAGCCAGACAUCCAGAAACUCCCAUACCUACAAGCAGUGGUCAAGGAGACACUCCGUCUCCGGAUGGCGAUCCCACUCCUUGUACCACACAUGAACUUGCAUGAUGCAAAGCUUGCCGGGUACGACAUCCCAGCCGAGAGCAAGAUACUGGUGAAUGCUUGGUGGCUCGCCAACAACCCUGCAACUUGGAAGAAACCAGAGGAGUUCCGGCCCGAGAGGUUCUUCGAGGAAGAGGCUCAUGUUGAGGCCAAUGGGAAUGACUUCAGGUACCUUCCCUUCGGUGUUGGUAGAAGGAGCUGUCCUGGAAUCAUUCUUGCAUUGCCAAUCCUCGGAAUCACUUUGGGACGUUUGGUCCAGAAUUUUGAGCUCUUGCCGCCUCCGGGACAGAAGAAGCUUGACACCACUGAGAAAGGAGGGCAGUUCAGUUUGCACAUACUUAAACAUUCCACCAUUGUUGCUAAGCCAGUUUCAUAUUAAUAUUUAACAUGCAUAAAUACCCUUUAUUUCAUUUUGUUUUUAUUUAGUUUGUGGAAUGCACCAAUGCUUGAAAAAUGUGGGAAUUAAUGUUCUUGAAAAGGUCAUAUUAGCCUGCAAAUGGAUAGGUAUUAAUAAUGUUAAUUCUGUGCUUAUCCCUUUGUAAAUUACUCUGAACUUGAAGUGAUCGUGAUCAGAUGAUUUUUGUAAUGAGUCUACAUUUUGUCCCUA